This is a messenger RNA of Vanessa atalanta (red admiral), 1855 nucleotides long. RefSeq lists its product as uncharacterized. Gene Ontology annotation, molecular function: RNA polymerase II general transcription initiation factor activity; transcription coactivator activity; protein heterodimerization activity. Gene Ontology annotation, biological process: transcription initiation at RNA polymerase II promoter; RNA polymerase II preinitiation complex assembly. The transcript is spliced from 9 exons. Gene Ontology annotation, cellular component: transcription factor TFIID complex; SLIK (SAGA-like) complex; SAGA complex. The coding region runs from base 203 to 1855 and encodes 550 amino acids. NCBI's taxonomy places the organism in Eukaryota, Metazoa, Arthropoda, Insecta, Lepidoptera, Nymphalidae. The record is from RefSeq and is a predicted model, not a curated record.
UUCGUGUCGUGUUUUUGAUUGUAGAAUUUUGGCGUUUUAAAUAAUUUCCUUGAAUAUAUCGUUAUAUUUUUUACACAAAAAUUUAAUUAGAGAGUUAUAUGUUAUUUUUUUUUUAUAAUUACGUAAAUAUACAAUAAUUAUGUGCUUUGAUAAAGUUGUUUUGUCUUACUAUUUAAGCAUUGUGUUUUAACAUUUCGGUAUAAUGUCCAACUUAUCAACUUUAAGUACAAAAAAUCACACCAAAAAACAAAAUAGCAGUCGUGAUCGUGACAGAAACAAAUCCGUUGCCUCCGAGUCUGGUGGUUCCAGCCAGUGUGAUACUCCACCACUAAUAGAAAAGGAUGGAGGUACAUCGCAAGGCAAGUUUGCCGGAGUCGGCGCUGACUCAAUCCAAUGUAUGGCGGAACAAAUUGGUGCAGAAAUUAAUGCUGAGGCAGCAACAAAUCUCGCUGAAGACGUUAGUUACAAACUCCGACAGACGAUUAGUACAAUUGCGCUACACAGUGAGAUGAUGAAGAAGAAAUGUAUUGAUAGCUGGGAUAUUAAUACAGUACUCACACUCUCCGAUACCAGUCCCGUUGUAGGUGCGAGUGUGCCACAGUAUGUUUCAGUGGGAGAAGAAAAACUGUGUUGUGAAGUGGAAACUCUUAUAAAUAUACCGGAAUACUCAAUGACCACACAGACAUAUGUGUUCUCUACUUUACCAACUGUAUCCGUGGAAUGGAUAACAGAUGAUAAAAGUUUAAAUAAUAGCAAUAAUAUUAGUAUUAAUCUACAAAAUUAUUAUACAAAAAUUGCAAGAGCAAUAUUAAAUCUAAGGAAGAAACCGAAACAGCUAGCAGUAGAAGAUCUCACAACGAACACCCGUAUCGGUCCUAUAUUUCCAAAUCUCUUUAAUCUCGCCGUGCUAGUUCUAAACGAUGAUAAUUUGAAUGCUCUGAAUGUACCGGCGAAGAAACCUUUACAGUCGAAUGUACUGGACAUGGUCGAUGCACUCUGUUCGAACCCUUGCAGCUUGGAUACAAAUAUACAGCAACAGUUCCAAAGACUGUUUCCGGUUAUGGUGUCAAAUAUUUUAGGUAAUGGAACGCUAGCAGAGAAGAUGGUAGCAAUACUUACUAAAAUAACGCGAACGUGGCCUUCGUUUAUUGCAAUAGGAAAGGGCAUAUUAUUCGAUUACUUAUCGCAAGGCACGAAGGAGCGUCUGACGGCACCGAUGAUACGAUGCUUGAUGGCAUUGGGGAGGCAGGCCCUGGUGGAGUGUUUGGGUGAACAUCUCGAACACAUAGACGACCGCGUGCACGCACAGCGACACAAGCACACGCAGAGAGACCUCCGGGAGACCAUACUCGACGUCUCGACAUGUCUCCUUAGAUCUGAACCGACAAAUUUUUUAGAGGAUUAUGUAAUGACUGACUACACUUUAUAUGAAAUGUUAGGAGAUUCAAUUUUACCGAGAAGAACUUUAUUUCCUGUCAAAGAAACGGACUCGAAAGAAAAAGUCACCACCGAGAGAUCUUCGGAUGAGGAAUUUUCCUAUAUACCUCUACGGCCCGCCGUCAGACGGCCCAGGGUCCGACUGAUCCCGCAGCGUAAAAACGGAUCUAUACACAGGGAGGCCCCGUUCGAGCCUACGAAAUUUAAAGGAAAAAUAAACACGAUACACAUAAGAAUAAAGAACUGCCGAGCGAUCGACGUGUCGAGCGGGAGGGGGAGGGGGAGCGCCGCGCCCGUCGGCGGGGGGAGCGGCGGGGGCGGCGGGGGGGUGCUGGUGGCCAGCGGACUCUUAAAUAGGUUUAGGUAUAGAUUAAGCAAACCUGCCGCAUUUCCAAUAUUUGGAGCUUUAACGUUUUAA